AUGGUGACUGCGAUAUCCACAACGAAAGUUACGAAGAGAGCACCAACGCCGAAGAGGCCACCGUUGUUACCUUCUGAAUCGGACAAUGCAAUCGCUCCGCCGAGAAGGCCGAAAGUACGAGAAGUUACUUCUCGUUAUAUGUCUUCGUCUUCUUCUUCUUCGUCGUCUUUUUCGUCGCCUCCUAAAAGAAGUAACUCGCCGUUGGUGACUAGAGCGGUGAAUUCGAAUUUGAUGAGACAGAAACUGACGCCGGCGGUGAUGCAGCGGUCUCAGUCGACGGAAAGGAGAAGGCUUGGAACUCCUCGACCUAGCGGUGAGACUCCGGUUGCUCAGAGAAUGCUGCUUACUUCGACUAGGAGUUUGUCUGUUUCGUUCCAGGGAGAGUCGUUUUCGUUUCAGGUCAGUAAAGCGAAACCGCCGCCGGCGAGUCAGAGUGUGAGGAAAAGUACGCCGGAGAGGAGGAAAGUUACGGCGAAUACACCGACAGCUACGAGAGGAAGAGUUAACGGAAAUUCCGAGCAGAUGGAGAAUUCGGUUUCGAGAUCAUUGGAUCAGCACCGGUGGCCGGGGAAAUCACAACAGCAACAAGCGAAUUUCAUGAACAGAAGCUUGGAUUGUGGUAUUUUCUUGAGGAAUUCGAAUAGACCUGGAAACAACGUGGUUAGGUCAUUGCGUGAUUCGUUGUUGGAUCCUCGAGUGUCUCAGGAGGCUACGUUGAGAUUGGAAAGCAACAAAAAUGGCGGAUCUGAACUUGAAAUUGAACCAGAAGAACUUGUACCUUCUGAUAACGAAAGCGUAACAUCUAGUAGUUCCUCAGGAGCACGGGAUAAUGGAGGAAAACAAAUGCACGGAGGUUCUCGUGUUGUGCCGGCGAGGUUCUUGCAGGAGGCUAAUAAUCCGUUACGGCGCCAAACAGAUCUUCCGGCUCCAAGGAAUGGUGGAAUUGGAAAUAGAGCUAUGGAUCCUCCUAAGCUUUUGGUGCCGAAGAAAUCACUGUUGGCUAGUCCUGCAUCGUCUCCACGAGGAAUUGUGAAUAGCCGGUUACAAGGUUCUCCUAUUCGUUCUGCUAUUCGUCCUGCUUCUCCGAGUACGCUAGCCUCACCAUCACCAUGGUCUCCUUCCCGUGGCGUGAGUCCUUCUCGAGGAAGAAAUGGAAUCGCUAGUAGUCUGACUAGUAGGUUUGUUAAUGAGCCUUCUGUUUUGAGUUUUGCUGUUGAUGUUCCGAGGGGGAAGACGGGGGAGAACAGGGUAGCUGAUGCACAUUCAUUGAGACUCAUGCAUAACAGGCUCAUGCAAUGGCGGUUUGUGAAUGCUAGGGCAGAUGCUUCCCUCUCUGUACAAACAUUGAAUUCUGAGAAAAGCCUCUAUGGUGCUUGGGAAGCUACAUCAAGCCUUCGUGAAUCUGUUAUAGCCAAAAGAGUAGAGUUACAGCUGUUGAAGCUACAUUUCAAGCUAAUAUCCAUCUUCAAGGAGCAAAUGAUCUAUUUGGAAGACUGGGCUAAACUGGAUCCGGUGUACUCUGGUUCUCUCUCCGGAGCAACUGAAGCGCUAAAGGCCAGCACCUUACGCCUUCCUGUUUUUGGUGGGGCCAAGAUAGAUUUACUAAAUUUGAAGGACGCCAUCUGUUCAGCAAUGGAUGUGAUGCAGGCCAUGGCAUCCUCCAUACGCCUCCUGUUACCAAAGGUUGUAAAUGUAAAGUCACUGGUAGUUGAACUUGACAACUUAAGUGCGAAGGAGCGUUGUUUGCUUGAAGAGUGCCAAGAUCUUUUAUCAACAAUUAGAACUAUUCAGGUCAGAGAGAGUAGCCUGAUAUCACAUACUAUACAAAUGAAAAGCUUAACCAGAAAUCAGCAAUGA
Messenger RNA from Vicia faba (fava bean), 1857 nucleotides. The record is from the annotation of a GenBank genome assembly. NCBI's taxonomy places the organism in Eukaryota, Viridiplantae, Streptophyta, Magnoliopsida, Fabales, Fabaceae.